Molecule: messenger RNA, 807 nt
Organism: Osmia bicornis bicornis
Lineage: Eukaryota; Metazoa; Arthropoda; Insecta; Hymenoptera; Megachilidae
Gene: mgr
Product: prefoldin subunit 3
Exons: 3
Coding region: 28-600 (190 amino acids)
Biological process (GO): protein folding; tubulin complex assembly; microtubule-based process
Cellular component (GO): prefoldin complex; cytoplasm
Molecular function (GO): tubulin binding
Source: RefSeq, a predicted model, not a curated record
UUAUGAGAAUUUGUAUAGUGAUUCAAGAUGGAAGACGGUGGUAAUAAAACGGAGACUGGUCAGGAUAAAGAGAAAAAGUCGUAUGCCGGAAUACCGGAGGCCGAAUUUGUAGACGAUGUCGACGCAUUUAUGGCAAAACCCGAAAAUGACUCAGUGGACAAAGUACUACGAAUGCUGGAUGAUCAUCAUGGCAAAUAUAAGUUUAUUGAAUAUAAUUUGAUGAAUAAGAGGAGAAGACUGAAGGCACAGAUUCCAGAUUUAGAAAGAUCAUUGGAUAUGAUCAAAAAAUUACAGGAAGAAAAAGACAACAGCAAGGAAUUAGAAACUCAGUUUCUUUUAUCGGAACAAGUUUAUGCAAAGGCUGUUAUUCCACCAACUGAUAAAGUAUGUUUAUGGUUGGGAGCAAAUGUUAUGUUAGAAUAUACACUGGACGAUGCACAAGAGAUGUUAACAAAAAAUAUUGAAGCUGCAAAGAGAAAUUUAAGCUACGUGGAGCACGACUUGGACUUUGUCAGAGAUCAAUUUACAACAACUGAAGUAAACAUGGCACGCAUUUAUAAUUGGGAAGUAAAACGCAGGCAAGCUGCUAAAUCAACAUGAAAACUGUUUCUUUUUAAUAAAUUCAAUUUGCAUGCAAUGAUUGCCUAAAACCUAAAGGGUUACACUGUCAAAAAAAAGAGCUUGUGAACGAAAACUCUGUCAUCUGAAACUAUCAGUGAAAUAAAGGACUCAAAUACAUUUAGGUUAUAAGCUAGAUACACCAAUAUUUAUGUAUAUUGCCACAAAUACAUCUGAAUUCUAACUUAA